Talaromyces marneffei is the source of this 2595-nucleotide messenger RNA. RefSeq lists its product as uncharacterized. Gene Ontology annotation, biological process: retrograde transport, endosome to Golgi; intracellular protein transport. Gene Ontology annotation, cellular component: late endosome; retromer complex; retromer, cargo-selective complex. NCBI's taxonomy places the organism in Eukaryota, Fungi, Ascomycota, Eurotiomycetes, Eurotiales, Trichocomaceae. The record is from RefSeq and is a predicted model, not a curated record. Bases 1 to 2595 code for a protein of 864 amino acids. The transcript is spliced from 6 exons.
AUGUCGACCACGCCCACCCCCGCCGAAGACCAGGGACGGCUUCUUGAAGAGGCCUUGGGAGUGGUACGACAACAGUCGCAUAUGAUGCGGAAAUGCCUUGAAACACCUGGCAAGCUCAUGGAUGCUCUGAAAUGCGCAUCUACGUUUGUCUCGGAAUUGCGAACCUCAAGUCUAGGACCGAAACAAUACUAUGAAUUAUACAUGGCGGUCUUUGAUGCAUUGCGAUAUCUCUCCGUCUAUCUGCGUGAAAGCCACCCGGUGAAUCACCUUGCAGACCUGUACGAACUCGUCCAGUAUGCCGGCAACAUAAUACCUCGUUUGUAUCUCAUGAUCACAGUAGGAACAGUCUAUAUGUCAAUUGAAGAUGCCCCCGUCAAGGAGAUCAUGAAGGAUAUGAUGGAAAUGAGUCGAGGUGUCCAACAUCCCGUCCGCGGAUUGUUCCUGAGAUAUUACUUAUCCGGCCAGGCAAGAGAUCAUCUACCUGAGGGAACAGGUGAUGGUCCACAGGGAAAUAUACAAGACUCAAUUAGUUUCGUUUUGACCAAUUUCGUGGAAAUGAAUAAGCUUUGGGUUCGGUUACAGCACCAAGGCCAUUCUCGGGAGCGCGAGAAGAGAACGCAGGAACGAAAAGAGUUGGAAUUGUUGGUGGGAAGCAAUAUUGUUAGAUUGAGCCAAUUGGUGGAUUUGGAGACAUACAAGAACACCAUCUUGCCGCCUUUAUUGGAGCAGGUUGUUCAGUGUCGGGAUGUUUUGGCGCAGGAGUAUUUACUUGAAGUUAUCACAAAGGUCUUCCCCGACGAAUAUCAUCUUCAUACCCUGGAUCUACUACUCUCCAGCAUCGCUCGUCUGAACCCUUACGUUGAUAUGAAGAAGAUAGUCAUCGGCCUCAUGGACCGACUCUCUUCAUAUGCUAUCAAAGAUGCGGAGCAAACAGACGACCCUGAGAGGAAGAAGGAACAUGAAGAGGAAGCAGUCGCAAAAUUGCUGGAGAACUUCAAGUUGGCCGAGGAGAAGAAAGCUGAGACGGCUAGCGCUGAGCAGACUCAAGAAAACGGUGCUGCGCCUGAAGAGCCAGCUGCAGUAGCGGAAAGUAGUAGCAAACCAUCUGAAGAGCAAGGCACGAAUGGAGUCAAGGCACCCGCAGAAACCAAGCUCUAUGAGACUUUCUACGAGCAAGUCGUGAACUUGAUCAAGUCGAGGGGUUUGCCUAUCCAAGACACAAUUGCUUUAUUGGUGUCUCUCAUCAAUCUUGCUCUGAACAUACAUCCAGAUAAGCUUGAAUACGUUGACCAAGUGCUGAAUUAUGCAACUCAAAAAGCCGCCGAGCAUGCGGACCAAGCUGACUUGCACUCUGCGCCAGCUCAGCAAAAUUUACUGAACUUAUUACUCGCACCAGUCCGACUAUACGUUUCAAUAUUCACCGGUCUUGCAUUGCCACACUACAUCCCACUUUUGGCCUCUCAAUCUUAUCCUACACGAAGAGCAGUUGCAACUGAAGUUAUCAAGAAUAUUCUCACAAACAAGACUGCUAUUACAAGUUCGGAGAACCUGGACAGAGUUCUUCAGGUCCUCAAGGUUCUAAUCAAAGAGGGUGCACCUCAUCCUGCAGGAUAUCCUGGUGUACAUCCUCAGCGACGGGGUGAAACGGACGAGACAAUCGAGGAACAAGGAUGGUUGGCAAGGCUCGUGCACCUCAUCAAAGGACCGGACAAUGAUACACAACUCAAGCUUUUGCAAGCAGUCAGAACGGCUUAUGCGGAAGGCAAUGACCGGGUCAGGUAUACGACACCUGCGAUUGUGACAGUCUCGUUGCGUUUGGCUCGACAGCUUAAAUCUCGAGAACAUUACGACGACAACUGGCAGUCUCAGUCAUCAACAUUACACCGGUUCAUGCACCAGUGUAUUAGUAACCUCUAUCAGCGGGUCAAUAGUCCUGGAUGCGCAGACUUGUCCUUGCGCCUGUUCAUAAUGUGCGGUGAAGUUGCUGAUCAGACCGGCUUUGAGGAGGUUAGCUAUGAGUUCUUUGCCCAAGCUUUCACAAUCUACGAGGACGCUAUCAGCGAUUCGCGAGCGCAAUUCCAAGCUGUCUGCAUCAUCGCCAGUGCUCUACACAAUUCCAGAGGCUUCUCGAAGGAGAAUUAUGAUACUCUUAUCACCAAAGUGGCCUUACAUGGAAGCAAAUUGUUGAAGAAGCCAGAUCAAUGCAGGGCCGUCUAUUUGGCAAGUCAUCUAUGGUGGGUGGUGGAGAAUUCGCAGAGAGAAGAAGAUCCAAAAUCCCUAUAUCGCGACGGGAAACGUGUGCUCGAAUGUCUCCAACGUGCUCUCCGCGUUGCAGAUGCUUGUAUGGAUACUGCUGUUUCAGUGGAACUCUUUGUGGAAAUCCUCAACCGAUACGUCUACUACUUUGAUCAACAAAACGAGACCGUGACGACAAAGUACUUGAAUGGGUUGAUUGAGCUGAUACAUUCCAACCUACAAAGUAACGAAGGAGAAGCAAGUCCAAGUCUCGAAAAUCCCAAACGUCAUUUCCAGCGUACACUUGAGUAUAUUCGAUCGCGGGAUUAUGAGGGUGUUGUGACGGAGGCGAGGCAGUAG